CUUGACGUCUAACGCACACGAACCUGGAGAGGCGGCAGAGGACGUUGUGGGUGCGCGUAUAUAUUUCGUCAACUAGCACACUCGGAUUCGCGCAGUGACAUUUGAACGUUUUUCCUUUGUUCAAGUUCAGCUUGUACAUAUACUCUCCUCUUAUCUCGAGAUCGGUAUGCUUUUUUGCCCGACAUGCGCGAAUCUGCUUGUCAUCUCCGCGGAGACGGGGUACAAUAAGUGGGCGUGCAACACCUGUGCGUACGAGUUCCCGAUUACGAAGCAGAUGACCUCGCGGACGAAGAUGAAGCGCAAGCAGGUGGAUGACGUCCUGGGCGGAGACGAGAUGUGGAAGCACGCGGACUCGACUGCGAUAUCGUGCGACAAGUGCAAUCACGGCCGUGCAUACUUCUAUCAGCUCCAGAUCCGGAGUGCGGACGAGCCUAUGACGACGUUCUACAGAUGUGCUGGUUGUGGAUACAACUGGAGAGAGAACUAGAUCUGGCCGCCACUUCUGUUUCCACCCAUCAUGUUGUCCGAUCUAUCUUUGGCAUUGAGGCCCAGUGAAACUGGGUCCGAUUGAUAGCGACGCGCGGCGACAUAGAAUGACUGUCCCAACGGCGUGUGACUGAAAGGGACUGAGAGCGACGAUAUAGCUUGAGUCACGUCUGGUAAAUGUAAACUUAUGGCCAGUAGAUGUUCUACCUACAACAAAAAAAGCUUUCGGAAGC
Molecule: messenger RNA, 719 nt
Organism: Coniophora puteana RWD-64-598 SS2
Lineage: Eukaryota; Fungi; Basidiomycota; Agaricomycetes; Boletales; Coniophoraceae
Exons: 6
Coding region: 167-487 (106 amino acids)
Biological process (GO): termination of RNA polymerase III transcription; regulation of DNA-templated transcription; DNA-templated transcription
Cellular component (GO): RNA polymerase III complex
Molecular function (GO): DNA-directed RNA polymerase activity; nucleic acid binding; zinc ion binding
Source: RefSeq, a predicted model, not a curated record